AUGUACGAGCCCACUACCUCGUUGAAUCUUCACCGGCUGAGCCGACAGAGCCUACAGAAACGAUACGAGUCAGACGAGGAAGAUGUAUCGGAAUCGGAUGCUGGACCAGACCUGGUCCCUUCACUAGUAGGCUCGAACCGAGCCGGAACCAUCGAUUCAGAUCUCAGUGCCGAUGAAAACUCGCACACAGAUCCAGACUCAGACCGAGAAGAGCAUCUGUUGGCUCCAUUCCAAGUAGCCAAGAGGCCACGCCCCGUCUCAAUGGAUACGGUGAAGCGAAGCAGUGAUGCAACCUUCGGGGAAAACACCCGUGUGUUUGAUCUCGAAGACGAUAUGGUUCUUGAGAUUCCGCUGCCAGAGAGUCCUCCUGAUAUAGAUCCCAAUCUCUACCUACAGCCGGCCAUCUAUGUCUCGCCUGAUACACCGCCGACCAACAACCGAAGAUCUCGCUCUUCGUCCCCGUCGUCCAUCUUUUCCGUGGAGAAUGCCGAAAUCCAGAUCGCCAAGAAGAUCACCUUGAUGGAGCCACCGACCCGUCCAACCCUAGUCUUCAUUAAUGCCUUGGGAUCACGGUCCAAGAAUUCACGGGCAAGACCAAGCCAUUCCCGAACACGAGGCAACGCCCGUAACAGGGAAUCCCGCAUCUUCGACGGGAAGCUAGAAGGCAAUCUCCAGGUCCCCCGCCUGACAGACGUCAAAUCAACAUCACCAAGACUCUCCGAAGGCCACUCAACAGACCGAGAGGACUCAACUCACACAACCCCCGACCUCUCAAACCUACCCAGGGACUCCUUCAUCGCACUACAAAGCGCAAGCGCAACCAUAAGCAGCGUCUCCGACAUCCCCGUCCUCCCCUACUUCCCCCCCUCCCCACACCAGCGUCCCGUCUCAACCCUCCGCCAACGUCCACGCACCUCCGGCGCCGAGAGAUCAUUUCCCACUCUCGCCGCCCUCCGCUCACCCCGACGCCCUACAGAACCAGGUCUCCGUCCACCCUCACUCCGCAGCAACAGCGGCAGCGCCAGUGGCAGCUCAAACAGCUCGCCCUCCUUUCCUUCACGCCCCGCCUCCCCGUCGUUCCGGGAUGACCCAAGAAGUUACUUCGUCCCGGACCACCACCAUCACCACCACCACUACCACCACAGUGACGCUGCAUCCCUCUAUUCCCGCGCUCCCAGCCCGGCUUCUACAUGCUCCUCACCACCCACGCAGCAACAACAAUACCCUAACAGCUCCAAGCGUGGACCCACCGCUGCUCAACCUCUAACACCGAGCAACCCCAACAUAAUCCCCCACCGCUCCCCGAUGAUGCGCCGCAUGACGCGGAAACAUUCGGCCGCCUCAAGCAUCCAUUCCAUCAGCAGUUUGCGCUCGGAAAUGGAUACGAGGGAUAUGAGCGCCGCUGCGUAUGCGGCUUCCAGCCAGCCGGCUGUUAAUACGAUUACUUAUGAUUCUCGACCCGUGCGGAAAACGAGCCAGAGACGCCAUGCGAGACAUGCCAGUUCUGCGGCUAGUGGUGGCAGUGGGCGUGGGUUCAUGGGUUUGAAGCUUGGGAAGAGGGCUUUUAAUAAGGUUUAG
Penicillium verhagenii is the source of this 1578-nucleotide messenger RNA. RefSeq lists its product as uncharacterized. Lineage: Eukaryota; Fungi; Ascomycota; Eurotiomycetes; Eurotiales; Aspergillaceae. The transcript has a single exon. The record is from RefSeq and is a predicted model, not a curated record. Bases 1 to 1578 code for a protein of 525 amino acids.